AUGCUGGGCCCGCCGGGGGCUCGGGGCCCGCGCGGGGCACCGUCAGGCCGGGCUCCACCCGCCGCUCCUCCCAGGGGCUGGUUGACCGACCGGUGUCGCAUCGCCCUGAGCAUCUUCUCUCCACCCCCAAGGUAUAGAGUGGGCUUCUGCGGAGGCAGCGGCGGGACGGAGCCGAGAAGGGCGCGUGGCCAGUGGGUUUCAUACACAGGAAAGAAAAUGGAAACACGGGUGGGAAAAGAAAGGGAGAAUGGCUUUCAGAGAAGCAGCAGCCGCAGCUCAGAAAGCUGGAGCGCGCGGAGCUCAUGCAUCCGGCGUCUUCCCGAGAGGAAAAAUGCUGAAUCAGAACGGCGAAGGCGAGGCAUGGAUCGCUGCGUCAUGCUUCCCUAA
Messenger RNA from Rangifer tarandus platyrhynchus (Svalbard reindeer), 387 nucleotides. NCBI's taxonomy places the organism in Eukaryota, Metazoa, Chordata, Mammalia, Artiodactyla, Cervidae. The record is from the annotation of a GenBank genome assembly.